CAACGUGACGUACCUCACACGCGACUCUUAACGCUUGUGUUCAUGAUGUAAAGUGUGGCUGCAGGUUCAGAGGAUCAAGCGGCUUCACUUUAAAUUAAAACCUGCGUUGACUGAUAGACUAUUAUUGGACAGCAGCGCGUUCCGCUCUCUGGUGUUAGUGAGACAGACGAGGCAGUGACGGUAAGACGCAGAGGUUAACGGCAGCUGUGUGGGUGAACCUAUCUGUGAUGGCCAUCGCUAAGUGAGCAGGGAUGGAAACACGUGUCAAAAUAAUGAAAAUGUUUGGACUGUUCUUCAAUCUACCAGAAGGGGUAGUAAAUACAAAGCAAGCCUGAAGUGAGUAUGACAGCACUCCCAUUGUGUGGAUCAGGCAACUCAGGAAUUCACCAUUCCACCUAAAGUCCACACUGGAUGAGCUGGAGGCAUUUGACCAUGGACUGGAAGCGAGACUCUUUUCACCAGAAAGCAAACAAAAUCAGAUUAAGGUCCUGCACUUUUGCAUAUGAGCUGCCUAUGACGCAGCUGAAAGGAUACUCACAACUCGUGACUUUCCAUCAUUUACUCUCAUCAAGUGGUCCCUGAUGCACCGAACACAGAGCCACUGGAGCACAUUGAGGCGGGGAACGUAAAUAAUGGGUUCCAUCAAGAAAAUUUCCCAUCAGUGUGGGAAAGCUAAGAGACGUUUGUAUUUUAAGUUACAGCACUGGAUGUGGAGGAAGCGGUGGGAGGAGAAAUGCCCUUUCAGGAAAUUCACAACCAAGAGACAAGCUUCUAGGACCAGGCCCAGCUCUGGCCCUCAUCUUAUUUUAAAGACUCAACUGAUAAAAAACAAAAGGAGAUGUCCAAGGCGGCGCACACUUAACCAUGCGUCAGCUGCUGUGCCACUGCUUGCAUGUGCUACUGAAGAUCCAGAGAACAUGCGUGGAGGGCAGAAGUCCCUGCUAAAACUGUGUGAAUCUGACAGUGUGUCAGAAGGCUGUGAGACUGCAGAUGCUUCUGUGCGAUCUUUGACUAUGAUAGAGACAAAUGCAUGUGGGAACAUUACACCAGUACCAAGAAAAGUGAUCCCGUCUCAGAGACUUGAAGCUGUAAGCCCAUCAGGAAAGCACGCUGUCCCAGCAGGUGGGGAACAGGCUCCAAACACAGACACUGAGGAGAGAACCCUCUCAUCUUCUCAAUCUGUUGUCACCAGUACAGACAUGAUUAAGGACAUCCAUGAAUUCCUCAGUGACUUCUACAGAAUAUAUGGAAGUUUUAUCCCACUGCAAAGGAGCGACGUGUUGACACAUUUAAAGUUGAAGUAUAACGAAGAUUUUAGUGACAGGAAGAAUGACAUCAUCUCCGAAGUGACCACAUAUCAAAAUGUGAUCGUUCAGGAGCCUCUUCCCUUCUUCCAAGUGGUCUACAAGAAACACACACUGACACUAGAGGAUUUGUUGACACUGGCAGAUCAGAACUGGCUCAAUGACCAGGUCAUAAACUUGUACGGAGAGUUGAUAAUGGCAUCCGCCCAUCAGGAGGUCCAUUUCCUCAACAGCUUCUUCCACCGGCAGCUCAUGACUAAAGGGUAUGAUGGUGUAAAGAGGUGGACAAAACAGGUGGAUUUGUUUUCUAAAAGUUUGCUCCUGGUGCCCAUCCACCUGGAGGUUCACUGGUGUCUGGUCACUGCUGACAUCGUCAACAAGAGGAUCUGCCUCUAUGAUUCUCAAGGGAACGCACUGCAGAAGGUUGCAAGGAACAUCCUGAAAUACUUGAUUACUAUGGCAAAGGAGAAGCGACAAACGGCCUUUGAAGACGGCUGGACUGUGUCAUAUACUGAGAAAAGCCCUCAACAGACCAAUGAAAACGACUGUGGAGUGUUUGUCUUGGAGUAUUGUAGAUGCCUCGCUCUCGCCAAACCUCUGCAUUUCUCACAGAGCAACAUACCAAAGAUACGUAAGAGGAUCUACAAAGAGCUUUGUGACCGUAGGCUCCAUGAAGAAGGCUGAUGAGUGUAGACGUGCUUGUGAUCCAGUUAUUAAGCCAGUUGGUCCAUACACUGAGCCUUACAGCACUGUGAAUGCAUAUGGCCGACCCCAGUAGGACCGGGUCAGUCCUGUACGACGCAGACUUCUAAACCACUGUAUUUAUACGAGCUGUAUUUAACCAGGCAUGUUAUUUAAGAAAGUGUUUUUUGAGUUUACAGAUAGAUGAUGUACCAGCAGAGCCUUACUGACUCAAAUGCCUGUUGAAAUGGAUCUUAGCUCGCCUUAGCUGCCGCUUCCCAGUCGUCCCAGCGCCACUCACUGCUGAUUACCUGAAUCACUGUAUUCAGCGAGUCACCAACAAGUGCAGGGAUGGUUGGAAAAACGAGGACCAGGGUUCGACCAGCCCGAUCUACUGCAUCAUAGUCCAUCUCUGUGUAGGUGUUGCAUAUAAUUGGUUAAAAUGAUUUAUACACCUUAUUUGCACAUUUUUGUUGUCUUACUUUGGAUUCUCAACUUGUGGUUUGACCUGCAGUACGUUAGCAUCAUAGUUUAGCAUUUAUUCUCUGUUUCAUCAAAGUUGAAGUAGAGUCGAUGUUUAAAACUGUUUUUGUUUGUUGGCUACUGGAAAAUGUAAAUAAGGUUCUAAAUAAAAACAUUUCACAAGGUU
Messenger RNA from Betta splendens (Siamese fighting fish), 2634 nucleotides. Its product is annotated as sentrin-specific protease 5-like. Lineage: Eukaryota; Metazoa; Chordata; Actinopteri; Anabantiformes; Osphronemidae. Gene Ontology annotation, cellular component: nucleus. The record is from RefSeq and is a predicted model, not a curated record. Gene Ontology annotation, biological process: protein desumoylation. The coding region runs from base 633 to 1988 and encodes 451 amino acids. The transcript has 10 exons. Gene Ontology annotation, molecular function: deSUMOylase activity.